Molecule: messenger RNA, 237 nt
Organism: Mycotypha africana
Lineage: Eukaryota; Fungi; Mucoromycota; Mucoromycetes; Mucorales; Mycotyphaceae
Product: Homeodomain-like protein
Exons: 1
Biological process (GO): regulation of transcription by RNA polymerase II; cell differentiation
Molecular function (GO): RNA polymerase II cis-regulatory region sequence-specific DNA binding; DNA-binding transcription factor activity, RNA polymerase II-specific
Source: RefSeq, a predicted model, not a curated record
AUGAUAUGGAAAUCAACACCGAAGCAGACAGAUAACUUUCAUUUGAAUUUUUAUGAUCCUUUCAAGAUUAAGCGCCGCAAGCGUACAACCCAAGAACAGACCAACGCCCUUGAGCAAGUUUUUCAAAUAUACUCAAAACCCACCGCCAAAAUUCGGUUUCUAUUAUCAGAACGCUUGUCUAUGUCGCCUAGAAGUAUUCAAAUAUGGUUUCAGAAUAGAAGAGCUAAAGAAAAAAAG